UCGACGUCCCGUGUUGGUCUGUCUGCAUUGUCUCACUGCUUAGCUGCCGUUCCGAAACCAAGACCUUCCAGAUGCGAUUCAAUUCUCCAUCGUAGCGCACCGGCCAUCGUGGUCUUUAGUCCCCGCGACUCUCUUUCCUGGGCCGGUUGCGCGCGUCCAGCUGGAUCUGGCAAAUCUUGGCCUCGUCAAGGCUUCCCGGAACAGCCCGCACGCCACACAGCAACCUCGACAUGGACCUCACACCUCCCUCGUUAACUACAUCCCCAGUGCCACCACAUCAGAGGUCCUUCAAAUCGCCGCCCUCCCUGUCGCAGACAUCUUGUCCCCCGGGGGGUCCAGGCGCCAGUUACCCGUCUCCAUCUCAUUUGACCAGACCACUCACCAUACUUGCAUCCCACAACUCCAUAUCAACCAGUUCCAUGCCCCAGCGCCUUUCGGAUCCAGAAAGUAUCCUUCUCCCAUCGGCCGCCAUGAGCCACGCGACCUGGGUUACGCCAGACGAGAUGGCAGCUGCGCCCGCACCUGUUUCUUCCUCGACAGUUCCUAACAUCUUACCGGCCGACUACGAUUCAUUUGCGACUUACGAGCCCUGUAUUCCAGCAUCCUUUAGUACCCACGAACCAUACCUGCCGCCUCCUCCAAGCCACUCCUUCCCGCACCCGCCACCGCCAUCAACUGGCGGCUCGGCCAGGGUGCCCUCCAUCCCCACCAGGCAUCCCUACGGCUAUCUUCACGAUCCAUCUAGUCAAAGGAUGCGGAUGGAGAGCUCCGCUACUUACUGCCAAGGCUUUGAAAGGCAGCACUAUCCAGCUGCUGUUCCAACAACUGCGCCAUACAGCUCGGAAGGGUCCCCAUUUGCCCCGAACCUCCAGCCGGACCUAGGUGACAGCCCAGUUCCGGUGUGGCCUAAGCAAGACUGCGACGCGUCCCAGAUAUACUUGGAUCCCCAAAGUCAAGGGCCUGAUUUGGGGCAGGACAGGCGAAUGCUGAAGCCGACAAGAGCCCGACGUCCGCCACGGAAACAUACGACGAAGGAGGAAGCUAACUUUCAGUGCGAGGUCAAAGGGUGCGGGAAGUUCUUUAGUCGCAGCUACAAUUACAAGUCUCACCUAGAGACCCAUGACGAGAAACGCGAAUACCCUUUUCCCUGUCCCGUCGAUGGCUGCACCAAGAAGUUCGUCCGCAAAACCGACCUGCAGAGGCAUCACCAAAGUGUCCACAUGAAGGAGCGCAACCACAAAUGCGACUUCUGUGGGCGACUUUUUGCUCGAAAAGACACCCUCAGGAGACAUAUGGAAGAUGGCUGCUCCAAGAGAUUCGACAUUGGUACACUCAAUCUCCAAGGGGAAGGGUUUGGGACCAUGGGCAUGGUAAAUCGACCAGAGCGACCCAACACUAGCUCUCGCCAUCUUCCCUAGCCUUGGGCUUUUGCCUUGAUGCCUUGCACCGCGUCUUCUGGUAGGGUUUAGAUUACAUGGCACCAACACGAUGGCCUCCUUUUAACUUCGUGUGCAAAUGGCACUGCGAAAUCGGAAACGCGCUUUCAGUUC
Ilyonectria robusta is the source of this 1550-nucleotide messenger RNA. RefSeq lists its product as uncharacterized. The record is from RefSeq and is a predicted model, not a curated record. The coding region runs from base 231 to 1418 and encodes 395 amino acids. Gene Ontology annotation, biological process: regulation of transcription by RNA polymerase II. Gene Ontology annotation, molecular function: RNA polymerase II cis-regulatory region sequence-specific DNA binding; DNA-binding transcription factor activity, RNA polymerase II-specific. NCBI's taxonomy places the organism in Eukaryota, Fungi, Ascomycota, Sordariomycetes, Hypocreales, Nectriaceae. The transcript has 2 exons.